This is a messenger RNA of Mesorhabditis belari, 2172 nucleotides long. Lineage: Eukaryota; Metazoa; Nematoda; Chromadorea; Rhabditida; Rhabditidae. The record is from the annotation of a GenBank genome assembly.
AUGGCAACUCUGUCGCCACAUUUCUACCCGUGGAACUUCGAUCAAUGGGACUCAUCGGGACCGUUUGGAGAUCUACAAUAUUCGCAAAGUGGUCUACAGGUUAUCUGGUAUCCCAUUGAUGAUAUGAGUUGGACCAUAGCUCAAACGGGUUUUCUGGCAGUGGUCCAGGAGAUUCCAUCCUGUCAAUUCACCUAUUCAUUGGAUGCCGAUUCACCGACUCUAUCAUUUCAUGCUUAUAAGCUCUACUCGCUUGCAGAAAACACAACAAUCUAUAAAGCUCUUCCAAAUGGAUUGCCCGAAGUGACAAUUGACGUUUCCGAAAAAGAGAUUUGGGUCGUUUUGGCGUUUCGAGAAGAAGAAGAUGUUGUACACAUUUUCGAGAAAUUACAAUCUCUCUCAUUUUUCCUUUCAAAUGACGGAAAUGAUGUGGCCGUGAAAGUGGCUCAUGAAAAUGCGACAAAAGCUGAAAAGCGAUCAUUUUUACUGGAAAUCGAUUUUAUGAAACGACUCGAAUAUCACCCACACAUUCUAUCACUUCUGGCCUGUUCAACCAAUCCAUCAUUUUCCCUGAUUGAAGGUUCUCUGGAACUCGACGAUUUUGUGCCUAUUGGAUGGCAAUUGAGUGACGCUUUGGCCUUUUUGUCCGGAAAGAAAAUCAUUCAUCGAGAUGUCGCUGCGAGAAAUGUUUUGGUAACAAAAAGAAAAAUGGUUAAGUUAUCCGAUUUUGGCCUUUGUUGUUAUGCUAAAGCAGAAGAAGAAUAUGAAUCAAAAGAGGGGAAAUUACCCCUAAAAUGGAUGGCUCCCGAAUCGAUAGAAUGGGGGAGAUUCUCUGAGAAAAGUGAUGUUUGGUCAUUCGGCGUUGUUUUGUGGGAAAUGUAUUCUUUUGGGAAAUCUCCAUUCGAAUCAUUUUCUCAUCAAGAAAUUCUUCCAUUUUUGAGAAAUGGAAAUCGUUUGGAAAUACCCGAGUCGACUCCAGAUUGGAUUAAAAAGAUUAUUGAAGAAUGCUGGUCAGAAGAGCCGAUGAAACGACCGGAAUUCUCGGGAAUAAAACAAGUCAAGAUGUUUAUCAAAGGAAACAAGAAGUUCGAUCUCGGAAGAUAUCAUCCAAAGGCGAAAAGAGAGGUUGAUAGAGACAAAAGUAGUGGCGAUGAAUGCGAUGCCCUCGGCGAGGAGUUCGAGAAGAAACUUCAAGUCAGCACUGCAUCUUCGAGGAGUAUCCUUGCCGAACCCAAAAUUAAAAACAAGAAUGCACCACAACACACCAACACACCUACUCGCCUUAGGAUGAAGCUCGAUGACCGGUUUGACCAAUGCAAAGAUGAAAAAGACUUUGAAUUCAAAAAUCUGCAAUUUGUGGGAAAAAAAUUCUUCUUUGAAACUUUGGAUCUACAAGGAGCAAAAGUGCGGAUCAAACCUGUAAAGUGGGAAGCUCCAGGAAUCAACAUCAACGGCCGUAGGUCUUCCCACACGUUCUCCAUCACCGGGCUCGUGACUAUCGGAUUUGGGCACAAGAAGGCCAUGGGGUUCUUUGGAGCAUGCUCUAAACGCUACGACAAAGGGUGCUACCCCCUGAUUGAGUUCGAGAUCAAGUCGCAGACGAUUUGGCUCGUGUUCGAAUGGAAUAAAACGAGAGCCCAUUGGCUUCCGCGUUUCGUCGAUCGACGUCCAUUCUUCGGUGGUUUUCACUUCAAAAAUGGAAACUGCAAACUAUUCAAGGAUCAGUUCAUCAAUGAAUCCCUGCGGGCUGUUAAUAUCCGUUCUGAUCAAAGUUUGUUGAUGUUCGACCUGGUUCCCGUGGCCGGCGAGAGCCUCGUGGCGCGUUUCGUCAAACGAGCCCCACUCAAAAAGGGAGUCCGGAUGGCCGUUUUGAGAGACUAUGAGCUCAAUCCGGAAAAGGAAGCGUUCCCCAUCAACGAAGAGGGAGAGCCGAUAGCAAUCACUUUUCGCCCUCCUCGUGCUGCCAUGUGGUUGAAGAAGAUGAGAAAACAAAAAUAUGCUGCUGAAUGGCCCUACUUCAAGAUUCGAGUCACGAAUGGGAAGGACGAUGUGGAUAUUUUGUUAAAGCUCAAUUGGAAUGCAAAUGGACGGCGAUGGAUCCCGAUCUUCAGCGCGGCGUCGUUAAAAGAAAAGGAAAAAGAAGAAUUCGAGAACAUUCAAACUCCAAUACCUGCC